Messenger RNA from Papaver somniferum (opium poppy), 1278 nucleotides. RefSeq lists its product as uncharacterized. Gene Ontology annotation, molecular function: zinc ion binding. Bases 1 to 1278 code for a protein of 425 amino acids. The record is from RefSeq and is a predicted model, not a curated record. Lineage: Eukaryota; Viridiplantae; Streptophyta; Magnoliopsida; Ranunculales; Papaveraceae. The transcript has 3 exons.
AUGGCUGCUCAGGUGAAGAGUUGUUAUGGAAUUGACAUAAAAUACCAUCAUGCUUAUAAAGGGAAGGAAGCAUCUAAGGCAGAGAUAUAUGGCGAUGAUGUAAAAAAGGCUUUUCAUAUGUUUGCUGCCUGUAUAGAAGGAUACCGGUUCAUUCGCCCCAUGCUUUACUGUGAUGCAACAUUUCUCAAUGGGAGAUUCAAGGGAACAGUGAUGGCUGCCACUGGUGUGAAUGGAAACCAAGGAUUUUUUCCUUUUGCGUAUGCUUUAGUUCCUAGAGAAGACAUUGAAGGGUGGGAGUGGUUUAUGGAGAACUUGCAGCAUUGUGUCGACUCUCGUCCUAUCACCUUUAUCACUGAUCGUCAUGAAAGGCUGAAGCAAAGUAUUCCCAAGUAUUUCCCCAACUCUUAUCAUAGUUACUGUUUCCAUCAUUUGAAGAAUAACCUCCCCAUCAAGAAAUCACAUGAGAAGUAUAAACAAGUUCAAGAUUUGUUCCAUAAAGCUGCAUGCUGCUAUAGUGUUGCUAAAUAUGACUCUGCUUUAAAGGAUAUGUGUAUCAUAGGAUGUGGUUGGGUUUCCAAGUACAUCAGAAAUAUCGAUCCCAAGCAUUGGGAAAAUGCUUUCUUCGUAGGAUGUAGGUAUGGGACACACUCGUCAACUAUUGCAGAGUCUUUCAAUAACUGGAUUCUUCCUGAAAGGGAUCUGCCUCCAGCUGCUCUUGUUGAUGAGAUUAGGAUAAAGAUUACGAGGAUGAGUGCAGAAAGGCGUGAGCUCGGUAGAUAUUAUAGUGAUAGUUUGACUCCCAUCUAUAAAGCUCUACUCAAGUCACAUGUCGAUAUAGGGCGUCCAUGGAGUGUUACGGAGUCAGGUAAUGGUAUAUAUGAGGUUCACUCUCCUAGAUCUCAUGUUGUUGAUCUGAUGCAUAUGAAGUGCACUUUCCAGAGAUGGAAAGUGUUUGGUUUCCCCUGUGCUCACGCCACUGCUGCUAUUACUAUGAGUGGUAUUGAGAUGUUGAGUUUUGUUCAACCUUACUUUGGUUCGAAUCAUUUUCGCCAUACGUAUGCUCCUGCAAUUCGACCCAUUCCCAAUUACGACAGGCCAGAAGCGUAUGAACCUGAAGAGAGAGUCCUACCUGGUAUUCCAAGGCCACUUCCAGGAAGACCACCAAAGAAGCGCAUCCGUGGUGCUUAUGAGAAGGAGAGGAGGCCUAUUAAGUGCUCAAAUUGCAAGAAGAUUGGGAACCACAACAAAGCUACCUGUCGUGUAUUAAUGAUGGAGUAG